Messenger RNA from Anopheles coluzzii, 838 nucleotides. RefSeq lists its product as uncharacterized. The transcript is spliced from 3 exons. Lineage: Eukaryota; Metazoa; Arthropoda; Insecta; Diptera; Culicidae. Bases 266 to 838 code for a protein of 190 amino acids. The record is from RefSeq and is a predicted model, not a curated record.
CCCACCUGUUCCCUGCUCGUACGCUUGCCGAAUGCCAUGGCAUGUCCCGAACCCGAACCUCUUCCCUUUCGGCCUCUCGAGCACUCACCCACACACGCGUGGGUGUUCAUCGCGUUCCGGCCACGAUCGGGUUCGCCCGAUCAUUUCUACUCUCGCUGCACAUUUCGCCCGGUUUGGUAGAACCCGUUGCAGGGCUCGCCUACUUAGAACUUUCUUUUCGUAACAGGCAUGUUUGGCAUCAUCUGCAGAAUACCUCGACGAGGAGAUGUGUACAGUAACACCAUUCCUUGAACUAUUUGCGAUGAGCACAAUCGCAUCGACAGAAACAGAUACCGAAGCUGAGGAUGAAGAGGAGAUGCAUUAUAGAUACAUUCACAGUAGCUUCGCCUCACAAACAGCACUGGAGUGCUGGCUAAACGAACUUGAACAGUGUUUCGAGGAAGCAAAACUAUUGGCCUCGGCUCUGGGCAUUGACCGUAUAGACGACAAACAACAGUACGAAGACGACGAACAGUAUGAAGACGACAAAACCCAGUAUGACGAUGACGAACGGCAGUAUGUAGUAGACCCCCAGCCCACACCAGAAAAUAAAGCUUACCAGCAACAGGUCUUGGGCAGAUUAUGGGCAUUGAUGGCGCGCAACAACUGUGAGGUGGACGACUCUUUCGAUGCAGGUAAUACAUCAGAUUCAAACACAGGCAUCGAAGACGACGAAAUGCAGCGCAAAGAUAGUGAACAUCAGUGUGAUGACAACGAAAUACAUUACGAAGACAACUACAACAAAGCCACCGAGUAUGAAGAAGUCUUCCAGGCCCUAUCCCCACCGAGUGCUAGUUAA